Aedes aegypti (yellow fever mosquito) is the source of this 2261-nucleotide messenger RNA. RefSeq names its product protein peste. Gene Ontology annotation, cellular component: membrane; cytoplasm. Bases 395 to 1855 code for a protein of 486 amino acids. The transcript has 6 exons. The record is from RefSeq and is a predicted model, not a curated record. Gene Ontology annotation, molecular function: scavenger receptor activity. NCBI's taxonomy places the organism in Eukaryota, Metazoa, Arthropoda, Insecta, Diptera, Culicidae.
GGCAACAAUCUGUCGACGAGCUUUACUUCAUUCACAGCAAACGAGCCGUAUACAUAUGUGAGAGCGUCGAGGUCGAAACCGAGUGAAAUCCGUGAAGUUCGUGAUUCAAAAGUUUGAAUGAAUAUCAGUAACCAUCAAGGAUGAUGUGUUGAAAAAUAUCACCCCAACAGCUGCACGCCAGUAACCUGAUUCCAAAGCUACAAGCACCAUGCUGUGAUAUGCCACCACCGACAGUAAUACAAGCUUGAAGAACAAAACGCGCGCACAUUAACCGUCUUCUUUAUUUGCGCGAUACGAACCUUACCCAUCUUAGGCGCAAUUGCAGUGACUGGCAAGCAGCCAGUAUAGUUAUCAUCUCCAUAUCAGCUGAAAAACAGCGAAAACAAGGUCCACAAUGUGUUCGUGUUGUUCCGACAUGCAAAAGAAGAUGGUAUCGUUUGGGUGUUCAGCUUUCCUGAUACUGUUUGCAAUCAUUCUGGGUACGCUAUGGCCGUCGAUGUCUUCUAAACUGUUGCGCGAUAAACUAGUGAUCAAGAAUGGUUCCGUCAACUACCAGAACUGGAUCCGAACUCCGAUCCCGAUGUACCUGGAGGUCUACUUGUUCAAUUGGACCAAUCCACAGGACCUGGACAAAUUCCCAACGGUGAAGCCCCACUUCGAGGAAAUGGGCCCGUACGUGUUCCACGAAGUUCACGAUCGAAUCAAUCUGGAGUGGAACGAGAACAACACGGUUACGUUCAAUCAGCGACGAACGUGGAACUUUGAUCCCGAACUCUCGCGGGGAUCGCUCGAUGAUACCGUGACUAAUCUGAACGUUAUCUCACUGAACACAGCAUAUUUUAUGCGAAACGCUCCAACGUUAAGUAAAAUGGCUGUUGAAGUGUUGCUCUCGCUGGACGGGUCCCUAAUUUGGGAAAACAAACCAGUUCGCAAUCUGUUGUUCGAAGGACUGGAUGAUCCUCUGCUGGAUCUACUGAAAACCCUGAACAACACAGUGAAGCUUCCGUUCGAUAAAUUCGGAUGGUUUGUAGACAGAAACCUGAGCGACACGUACGACGGAACGUUCACAAUGAAAACGGGAGCCGAUUCGCUGGAGAACACCGGAAUGCUAACCUUAUGGAACGGUCAGGCUCAGACGGGGAUGUAUCGGGGAAAAUGUGGCGAAGUACGCGGAACGACUGGAGAAUUGUGGCCGGUGAGUCACAGCUUGAAGAGUAAUGUCACCAUCUUCGCCUCGGACGUCUGCCGAUCGUUGACGCUUCAGUACGGAGAGCAGAUAACUAUCCAUGACGUAGAAGGAAACAAAUAUGUCGGCGACGAACGGGUGUUCGAUAACGGAACCAUGUUUCCAGAAGCGGCUUGCUGGUGCAAUUCUGACUACUGUCCCGAUGUUAAGUCAGGAGUUUUUAACGCGUCGGCUUGUAAAUUUGGAUCGCCGACCUUCGUUUCCUAUCCUCAUUUUUAUCUAGCGGAUCCUUCAUAUCUGGAUGUGGUCAGUGGACUGAGUCCUAAUAAAUCCAAACACCAGUUCUACAUUGCAAUGGAACCACAUACUGGCAUUCCCUUGGAUGUCCGUGCACGAUUACAAAUCAACACGCAUCUGCAACCUAUCAAGGGAAUCGGCAUGUACAAAGAUGUCCCAGAUAUUAUGGUACCGAUGAUGUGGUUCACCCAAAGAGCAACUCUGACUCCUGAAUUGGCAAAUCAAGCUAAGAUGGCCCUUGUGCUUCCGGCUUUGGGAAUCUACAUUGCAAUCUUCUUCGGGACGACGGGAACCAUCCUGGUUGGUAUCUUCGCUUACAUUUGCAUCCGUAAGUGGAGCAGCCAGGUUCCGUACGAAGAACUGCUGCGGUGAGAAGUCGUUGCUGCUGAAGCCCUUGCAAUCGAUGGCGAAGACAACAAUGGCAUCGUUUGAACAUGAUCUCACAUUCGACAGGAAAUGUGUGGGCAUUCGAAAUAGCUAAUAAUCCACCUGCUGGGAUGUGAAGUGCCUUAACGUGAUAAUCAUAAGUCGUAGGUGCAGUCGCAUUAAUUGCUCACAACUUCAACUUUUCGGGUUUGCGGAAUAUACGUAGUUCGUAGAGAUUAAGGAUUAUAUUACCAGUUGACAAUGAUUUUAAGUCUGAGAACAAUUGAGAUAGUAACAGUGCCAAUUAUAGUUUAUGAUUGAAAGCUUGCAAAUAGUAAAGAAUAGCUACCAAAUACUUCUGGUCUGUUACUAAAACAUGCAUUAGAUAGCAAUAAUAAAAAGAUAGUAAAUA